Messenger RNA from Penicillium coprophilum, 207 nucleotides. RefSeq lists its product as uncharacterized. The transcript has 2 exons. NCBI's taxonomy places the organism in Eukaryota, Fungi, Ascomycota, Eurotiomycetes, Eurotiales, Aspergillaceae. Bases 1 to 207 code for a protein of 68 amino acids. The record is from RefSeq and is a predicted model, not a curated record.
AUGCAGGGCACUAUUUCUGCGAGUUCCGGCUCCGAGCCGCUUCUCGACGAGGCGCUGAGCAAGAAGCAAGGACGGACUGUGUUUCAGCAUCUGCCUGAGAGUCAUUUGGCCGAGGAUAUUGCGUUGGCUACUAAAAUCACCGUCGCUUACAUUAUGGCCCUUGCUGAUGAUCCGAUUGCCAACGGUGAUGGCGAUUUUAAUCACUAG